AUGUCGGUUUUAUUACCAUCAUCAUCAUCAUCAGUGGAUCAGUUGAUUAAGCAAGUGUAUUCUCAAGUACAUUAUGCGUUAAAUUAUGAAGAGAAAAUGAACUCAUCAAAUACGAGCUCCGAUCAACUCUAUGAAGCUCUUGCAAACUAUGGAAAGGCUAUUCAAUUAAUUGGAAGCAUGCUGCAAUCAAAGGAUGUAUUGAACGGUCUAUUUAAUUCCAACUAUGUGGAUCGGUUGAAAAUGAUCUAUGAAAAGUGUUCCGAGAGAACGAUACUUUUACUCCAACAACAAAAUAAUAGAAUGAAUACAAUCACUUCUGAUUCAACAACAACAACAACAACAACUAGCAGCUCUUCCAAUCCAACAACCCUUUCCAGUUCUCCGAAAAUGAAACCUUUCUAUGAUUGGAUCAAUAAUGCAAGAAGUAUGGUCUUGGGAGCAGAUAACUCGUCAUCUUUAAAUACUCAACAACAAUCGAGCGAAGGAAUUACUGCUACAAAUCAAGUUCCGAUUGAAAGAUUGAACGAACAGUUCAACCUUACCAAAGCAAAAUUGAUGAAAUUGGACGCAGAACAAAACGAGCUCAUGAAACGAAUUAAUGACCACUCACAACAGCAAAGUGGAGAGAAUUAUUUGAAAAUGAAGAGAAAAUUUCAAGAAAAAGCAAGAAUGAAGGAACAAACAGAAAAGGAGCUCAUUGACAUUGAUCAACAACGGGCUCACUUCUAUAACAAAGAAUUAGAGCUUGCAAAUACUCUCCAUAGGAAAGUGGACGUCAUUGAAAAUUAUAUUGAAAACAACAUGUAUGAUUCAAGUGGAGGCAUGAACAAUGAUGUGGAGUCUUUUACAGACGUUGGACCAAAUGCGCUUCUUGAAAGCAAAGGCUAUGAUGCCAUGUGGCUUCAAUUCAUUCAUGACAAUUUUCAUGCAUCCUCUCUUUCUCAAGAAGCUCAAGACUAUGAACACAAAUGGCUAAAUCAAUUGAACAUUAUCAACCAAAGUCAAGAUCUUUAUUACUUUAUUCUUGGAUAUGUUAUGAAUGUUCAAGAUCAUCCAAUCUCUAUUCUUAUUGAAAAAUUUGCACACAAGUUUAAACUCGAUUUUUCAUUUUCAGAAGAAACACCAACAAUUACAGCAGACUUUGCAGUCUUGUAUGUGAAAGAAUUUUGUGCUAACUUUGCCACUUAUUUAGUGGAUUCGUUUUGGAAACAUUCUUUAGUGCUUUCCAAGAACAGGAACUUUCUCUACAGCGCCAUUUGCCAAACAACGAUCAUCAAAAUUGAAAAGGAAAUUAUGGCAUUAUAUUUGAACAAGCAUGAAGCAAAAUUAAUUCAAGAACGAUUGACCCAAUUUCGAACUAUUUCACUUCUUGAUUUGGGCACAGAUCCUCAACUAUGUUGUGAAAAUCUUUAUCAGCCCAUAAUCAAUCGUCUAAGGGAAAUUAGCAAGACGCAAUUGCUUAGUGAGAAAAUUAAGCUUGCAAAGGAGGUCUUUUCGAGCGUUGUAGACAUUGCAACAAAGCAUACCAGUAUCCAGUAUCAAGAAUUUGAGCACAAGCUACUCCCUGUUUUUAUUUACAUUAUUGUGAAAGCUAACAUUCCAACCAUUUUCGCCAUCUUUGAUUUUAUGAUUGAUUUCUCACAUAAUGCAAGCAACAGUACUAUUUUCCCCUUUGAUGGCACAUAUUGGGAUGCUAUUUCAACUCUCAAAUCUGCCAUGCUUCAACUUUUAACGCUACUACCAAAUCCUUCAAGUGGCCACACCACAGCAUCAGUGAAUACAGAACACUAUACUCUGGAUUCCGAUAUCGAGCAGGAAUUUGAAAUGCUAUCUCAUGACAAACCACGAACAUCUCUAGAAAAACAUUCUGAUAUCGAUACAACGCCUAAAACAAAUCUUUUGGAUAGAUAUAAGAAAUUAAUGAAAAAAUAA
Naegleria lovaniensis is the source of this 1932-nucleotide messenger RNA. RefSeq lists its product as uncharacterized. NCBI's taxonomy places the organism in Eukaryota, Heterolobosea, Eutetramitea, Acrasida, Naegleriidae. The coding region runs from base 1 to 1932 and encodes 643 amino acids. The record is from RefSeq and is a predicted model, not a curated record. The transcript is spliced from 2 exons.